CUGAGGGAAGGGAUUACAGUAAAUUCAAAGAGACGUAAAUGUGAUCGACAUCCCCAAACAUAAAGUAAACAGAAUAUAUCAGUGAAAACUGGCAUGAAUUAACGCCUGAUUUUUUCCCCCCUCUUUUUUUAGAGCAUUUGCGGUUUUUAAAAAGUGGUGAACACGGAGGAAGAGAUGCGUUAAGGUAACAGGUGUCACUUUAUGCUCAGCCUUUGCGUCAGCUCUCUGGAAACCUGUCAGCAACAGUCUCUCAGCAUCAGUGGAGGAAUGUGCGCUUUCAACAUAAUAUGAAGCUCGCGGGUCCCACAGUGAAAAACUGCGGGGAGAAAGAUCUAAACAAGCUGCGUCGUUUAUAAACUUUCCAAGUAAACGAUGUGAUGAACCACGUGAAGCAAAAAACUGCUCGAGAGUUAAGAUAAACUCAGAUGAAUGGACCGCAGGAUGUUUUCUGGUCAGGAUGGUCUAAAUUACAGCUUCAACCAGAGCGAUGACCGACAGCUGGAGGACACGGCGACGGGCACGGCGAAGCUCUCCCCGGCGGGCUUUGUAGUGCUGUCUGUGGUGCUGGGCUUCAUCAUGACUUUUGGCUUCCUCAACAACUUCAUUGUCUUGCUUCUGUUUUGCAAAUUCAAGAAGCUCCGAACGCCGGUGAACUUGCUGCUGCUGAACAUCAGUGUCAGCGACAUGCUGGUGUGUUUGUUUGGCACCACUCUGAGUUUUGCUUCCAGUAUUCGCGGAAGGUGGCUGCUGGGGCGCAGCGGCUGCAGCUGGUACGGCUUCAUCAACUCCUGCUUCGGUAUUGUGUCGCUGAUCUCUCUGGUGAUCCUUUCCUACGACCGCUACAGCACUUUGACUGUGUACAACAAGCGUGGGCUUGACUACCGUAAGCCGCUGCUGGCUGUUGGGGGCUCUUGGCUCUACUCCUUGUUCUGGACAGUGCCCCCUCUGUUGGGCUGGAGCAGCUAUGGUGUAGAGGGGGCAGGAACAAGCUGCUCUGUCUCAUGGACGGCGAACACGGCUCAGUCGCACGCCUACAUAAUCUGCCUCUUCAUUUUUUGCCUGGGUCUGCCCGUGCUGGUGAUGAUCUACUGCUACAGCCGGCUGCUCUGGGCAGUCAAACAGGUGGGAAAGAUCCGAAAGACUGCAGCCCGGAAGAGGGAGUACCACAUACUCUUUAUGGUUCUGACAACAGCAGCCUGCUACCUGUUGUGCUGGAUGCCUUACGGUGUCGUGGCCAUGAUAGCGACAUUUGGCCCGCCCAACACGAUAAGCCCCGUGGCCAGCGUGGUACCCUCUCUACUGGCUAAGAGCAGCACCGUCAUCAACCCUCUCAUAUACAUACUUAUGAAUAAACAGUUCUACAGGUGUUUCCUGACUCUAUUCCACUGUGAUCAUUGGUCGUCAGAGAACGGCAACACUUCAAUGCCCUCUAAGACUACGGUGAUCCCUCUGAACCGCAGAGUCUACAGCAACACGGUGGCCCAAAUCUCCACUGAUGCUCUCAACUAGUGUUGCACUGCCACAUCCAUCUCCUCCUCGACAACACAAACUAAGCCCGAACGCCGUAAACAACAUCCUAUGGGAACCACUGUCACGUUAAAUCACCAAUAACUCAGCUUCAUGGCUACACUUAUGUGAACUACAGUGGAAUGUGGACCAAUGCAUGAAGCAUUAUAAAGCUAAAUGUCUUUAUGUGAGCUUGUGUUUGUACAGCAAGGCAUCAAUGUGUAUUCAGUUUGAAGUUUUACAUUUGCUUUUAAUGUACUGAGACAGAUAAAUACAUGUUUUUAACCCCAUAUAUUAAAUUCCUGGAUCUAAGUAAACACACACGACCAUUACACCAGUGUGACUGCUUAACAUCUCAUUC
This is a messenger RNA of Melanotaenia boesemani (Boeseman's rainbowfish), 1867 nucleotides long. It is a transcript of the gene tmtops2b, whose product is annotated as teleost multiple tissue opsin 2b. The record is from RefSeq and is a predicted model, not a curated record. The transcript has 4 exons. Lineage: Eukaryota; Metazoa; Chordata; Actinopteri; Atheriniformes; Melanotaeniidae. Gene Ontology annotation, cellular component: membrane; photoreceptor outer segment. Gene Ontology annotation, biological process: G protein-coupled receptor signaling pathway; visual perception. Gene Ontology annotation, molecular function: G protein-coupled receptor activity. The coding region runs from base 430 to 1509 and encodes 359 amino acids.